UGCUGUUUCUUGACUAUAUUAUAAUAUUAUUUUAUUUAAUUCAUACAAGUUUAUAAAUUAGUUAUAACUGAAUGAUUAAUAAUUAAAAAAUGUAUAGUGCGAUUUUUAUAUUUGUAUUUUUAAGUCAAUUAUGUUUUGGAUUUUUAUCUACGGUGAAUUUUAAGAAUGAAAAAAGAGAAUAUGUAACAUAUCUAACUCAAGUAGUAAAUUUAAUACGUGUACAAAAGGGUUGGAAUUGUCUAAAUAAUUUUGAACUGAAAUUAAAUUCGUCCGAUGGUAUACAUGUUGAAAAAGUUUUGGCAAAAAAAAUUAGCAAUACAAAUCUUUUAGAUGUAUUAACUUUAAUAAUUGUUUUACUGAACAAUGUAUAUAUUGAAAUUAUAAGAUCAUUUCUAGAGUUUCUUAGAAUCAUUAUAAACAAGUGUGAAAGGUAUUCUGCCGAUUAUUUAUUUAAUAAAUUGAUUGUUUAUUCUGAAUUACUUGAGAAUAGUGUAAAAAAAUCUACAAUUUUAUUUGACAAAUUGUAUAAAGCAACAACGUUUAUCAGUUCUUUAGAUUUAAAAUAUGCAUUUCCUAAAAUUGAAGGAAAUCCUUUUGUUAUAGUUGAUGAAAUAUAUUUUAUCAAACAAUUCGUAAGUUCCAUAAUAUUAACAAAUUGGUCAUAUUAUAAGACCCAAAGAGGAGAUUUAGUCAAAACUACAGCAGUAACAGUUUUAUCCAAUAUAACAAAUUUCGCAAAUGAGGUAACUAGAAUGGUAUUUAUCAAUAAAUUGAAAAAUAAUAUUUUAGUAAAUUUUUCCUACCGAAUUAAUAUUGAACAAAUACUUGAUAUGGAAUACAAAACCUGUUCAAAUAAAUUCUCGAGUUAUAAUGAAUUUAUUUUACACGAACUCGAUACAGUUUAUGACCAUAUUGCAAGAAAUGGAUUUGAUGAAUUUGGAUUUAAUUUAUUACUUUUUCCUGCGAUAAAUAAUAUUCCGUCACUCGUACCACCACUAGAUGAUCCAAACAAUCCAGGACAACGAAUAGCAGCUAUGAAUAUACUUAUUGAUGAGAUUAAUUGGGAUUCUUUGACUGGUAUAUCAAUACAGGAAUCCUAUCAAACAAUUAGUUUGAGCCGUGUUCUCAGAGAUCCAGUUGAUAAUUAUAACUUUCAUCUCAAAAAAAUAUAUAUCAUAGUUUUAUUCAGGUGUAAGAUUUUAGAAGUAUUAACAGAAUACACUUCUUAUUUAACUGUAAUCUUACAAUUAUUUGGCGAAGAGAAAAAAGAUUUAGAGUUUGCAAUUAAUCAUGUUAAAUAUGUUGAAUCGGUAUAUAAAUUUUUUGAUACUGUUAAAAGGACUCAGGAAUUUUUUAAUAAUAUAAAUACAGCCAUAAUGAAUUUAAAGAAAUCGUCGAUUUGGUCUCAAAAACAAGCAGAUUCAUUAUUAUCACCCAUAGAAAAAUUGAUAAAUGAUUAUUUUGUUUUGUUAAAUAAAAAAUCUUUACUACGUGAUGAUUUUUUUCAUAUAGAGAAUUCUGAUAUGGAAAUAAUAGUACACAAAUAUCUAUCUGAUAUAAAACUAGUAAGAAAUAUGUUGUCAAGUAAGUUAUGCGACUCGAAACGAAAACGAUUAGUGAGUUGUAUAUUUGAAUCAAAUCCCAGAUUUGAUCAAAGAAAUUUUAUAAAAAUGAUCAAGAAAAAUGUUGCUGAGUUGAACAAUACUGAAAUUAAUGAUUCGAUUACAUACUGUCAACAAGCUUGUGUGGAACUGACCAAGUAUUGUGAAAAUUUUAACAACGUUGAACUUAAAAAUCUUGGUUUUCAUAAAAUUUAUUGAAAUAUUUCUUAUUUUAAUAACUAAUUAUGACAUAUUUUAAAUUUUCAUUGUAUUCAUAAUUAAAUUCUUUUUAGCUUCGAUGCGAAGCUGAGAAGAUAUUGGUUUUA
Messenger RNA from Daktulosphaira vitifoliae (grape phylloxera), 1927 nucleotides. RefSeq lists its product as uncharacterized. The record is from RefSeq and is a predicted model, not a curated record. The transcript has 2 exons. The coding region runs from base 90 to 1820 and encodes 576 amino acids. Lineage: Eukaryota; Metazoa; Arthropoda; Insecta; Hemiptera; Phylloxeridae.